CAUAAUUUCCAACAUGUCAGACGAGCGAGACGAAGGAAAGUGGAGAUUUUAUUUUUAAUAAGUAUAACUUUAGGUUUAGGAUAAUCGUUGUGAAUUUAUUAAUAUAUGGGACAAUAAAGCAAUAGUGGAAUUGUUAAUUGUUUGUGUUAUAACUUAUGUUGCUACGCUCAAUUUGGGUUGGUCCGUUACCACCACAGAAACAAUUUUUGUUGUUAUUUAUUGUUUCGAUUUCAAGUUUUAACAAAGCUGAAAGUUAUGGUGUAAUUAACGUACGUUCAUACGUGUAAAAUGUGUAAAGAUUAGAGUUUAUUGUAAUGUAAAUAAAAAAUAUUUAGUGAUCGCGCGCAUGCGAUUCUGUCAAAAACAGACAAAGGUUUUGUGUGAUGUGAAAAUCAGCUGUAUGUGCGAUGACUUCGUGAUACCAAAAGUGUGUGUUCUAAAUCCACAAUGUUCAGUGAAAUUGGAUACAUUACGUUCCUGCUACUUGCCCUGCCGUACAUCGAAAGUGCAUCUCGGCGGCGGCUCAGCGAGUACGUGGAACACUACGAGCCGCUGGACUACGACGCGGGCGCGGUGCAUGCACAGCACGUGCGCGUGCGCCGUUCACUCGACGCACCACCGGACCUGCGGCUCGACUUCCGCGCACACGGCCGCACCUUCCGCCUGCGUCUGCGCCGAGACCUCUCCGCGUUCACCGACGAUUUCAAGGUUGAAGGUUCGAAUGGGGAGCACCAUGAAGUGGACACGUCACACAUCUACCACGGCGAGCUGGCCGACGAGCCACAGUCAACAGUGUUCGGCUCGGUGACGGACGGCGUGUUCGAAGGCAAGAUUCUGGUGAAAGACGGUGCGUUCUACGUGGAGCACGCGCGGCGGUACUUCCCGCCCAACGGCACACGUUCCAAGGUGCACUCUGUAAUCUACCGCGAGGGAGACGUCGGAGACCCGUACGCACAUCGUCGACAUGGUCACGUGGGAGGUUGCGGCAUCACAGACGAGGUGGUGCAGUGGAUGGAGCGCAUCCAGAACUCAGGCGUGGAGGAGGACGCCACGUCGCCAGCGCCGACCGCGCCGACCCCGCCGGCGGCGCCGCACGGCCACCAUGCCUCGCCGCCGCCGCACCCCAACAGCUUGAGGGACGAUCCGCCACGAUACUGGGAGCACCAUAACAAGUACUCGCGCGCGGCGAACACCGGCGAACAUUCGCGGUCGCGGCGCUCGCCCAUAGACAACCGCAACACCUGCUCGCUCUACAUACAGACGGACCCGCUCAUAUGGCGGCACGUUCGAGAGGGAUUCCCUGAUCACCGAGACCCAAGCAAAAAGGCGGAGGUGGACAUGAAGACGAGGGAGGAGAUCCUCUCGCUCAUCUCGCACCACGUGACGGCUGUCAACUACAUCUACAGGGACACCAAGUUCGACGGCCGCAUGGAGCACCGGAACAUCAAGUUUGAAGUCCAGAGGAUUAAGAUCGACGACGACUCGAUGUGCAACACGCACCACUUCGCGAGCGAGACGAACCAGUUCUGCCUGGAGAACAUAGACGUGUCCAACUUCCUGAACCUGCACUCGCUCGGCAACCACGAGGACUUCUGUCUCGCCUACGUGUUCACAUACAGGGACUUCACUGGCGGCACUUUGGGUCUAGCAUGGGUGGCGAGCGCAAGCGGCGCAUCUGGCGGCAUAUGCGAGAAGUUCAAGACGUACACGGAGACCAUCGGUGGCAUGUACCAGAGCACCAAGCGCUCGCUCAACACCGGCAUCAUCACUUUCGUCAACUACAACAGCCGGGUGCCGCCUAAAGUCAGCCAGCUCACCCUCGCUCAUGAGAUCGGACACAACUUCGGCUCGCCGCACGACUACCCAUCGGAAUGCCGGCCGGGUGGUCAGAAGGGCAACUUCAUAAUGUUCGCCUCCGCCACGUCCGGGGACCGCCCUAACAACAGCAAGUUCAGCGCGUGUAGUGUGGGGAACAUUAGCGCUGUGCUGGACGCUGUGAGAGAUGGGAGGAAGAGGAACUGUCUCACUGCCAGCGCCGGCGCCUUCUGCGGGAACAAGAUUGUUGAGGUCGGCGAAGAGUGUGACUGCGGUUACGACGAGAACGAAUGCAAGGACCACUGUUGCUACCCGCGGCAAGUGAGCGCAUACGACCGCGAGCAGAACAGCACUGCCAAGGGAUGCCAUAGGAAAGCCAACACUCAAUGCAGUCCGUCGCAAGGCCCGUGUUGCCACGCGCGCACGUGUCAGUUCGUGUCGGAGUUCCGUAACCAGACGUGUCGCGAGGCCACCGAGUGCAGCCACGCCUCCUUCUGCUCCGGCCGCUCCGCUGAGUGCCCCGAGCCGCAGCACAUGUCCAACCUCACCAAAUGCAAUAAUGGCACGCAACUGUGCAUCAGCGGCGAGUGCCGCGGCUCGAUGUGCCUGGCGUGGCACAUGAAGGAGUGCUUCCUGUCGUCGUCGCAGCAGGUGGGCGAGGGCGUGACGGCCGUGGUGGACCGGCGCGCGCUGUGCCAGCUGGCGUGCCAGGUGGGCCCCGAGCCCGGCUCGUGCCAGAGCACGGCCGAGUUCGCGCACAAGUACGGCCUGCCCGCCGGCGGCAUCGCGCUGCGGCCCGGCUCGCCCUGCGACAACUUCCAGGGCUACUGCGACGUGUUUCUCAAGUGCCGCGCGGUGGACGCGGAAGGCCCGCUAGUCCGCCUCAAGAACCUACUCCUCAACCAAGCGACGCUCCGGACCGUACAAGCCUGGGUCACAGAGCACUGGUGGGCGGUGCUAUUAGCCGGAGUAGCACUUGUGGUGCUCAUGGGUGCUUUCGUCAAGUGCUGUGCCGUGCACACGCCAUCCUCCAACCCUAAGCGGCCGCCGGCGAGGCGGCUGUCGGAGACGCUCCGGCGGCCCAUGAACACGCUGCGGCGCAUGCGCGCGCCGCACGCCGCCGCGCCGCGCCCCGGCCACCGGCGCGCGCGCCACCACAAGGGCUACGCGCCGCCGCUGGCCUACGCCGCCCGCGAGCCCGCGUCGGCGCCGCCGGGCCCCAGCUCGCGGCGCGCCGAGCCGUACGCCAACGCGUACCCGCAGUCGUACGAGCUGCGGCCCGCGCAGAAGGUCUGACAGUACGACUACGGCGGCGCGGCCGAGCCGGCGCAGCUGGAGCUCGUGGCGCUGGCCCCCGGCGUGCCCCUGCUGCUCGGGUACGUGUACCGUGCGCCGCUAGCCGGGAACACGUCGGCGAACGGCGCGGGGCCCACGGGGUCCCCGGCGGGGGCCCCUGCGGGGGCCGCGGCCGUGGACCCCGCGGGGGCCAAGGUGACGGUGGGCUCGCAGACCACCAUCACCCUGCACUCGCCCGACGCGCUCACCGUCACGCACCCGCAGCGACACCCGCACGCGCACAUCUAGGGGACGACACCACACACGCGCAACUACGAUUGACCGCCUGCUACGAACGACUAGAUAGAGCGACAAGGACCUUUUGACGCUUCGCCAUAAUUGAAACUAACGCCUAUCCUAUGAAAACGUCAUUUUUGACAGUGUUAUAAAUUGAGAAUGUAUGGAGAUGGUGCACACUAGCGCCCUCUUGUCAAAGUCAUCCAGUACCACGAUAUCCUUGUCGUACUAUACACGGAAUGUAUAUUUUUCUAGUUUUUACCUACUCGAUGAAUUGCGACCUUAAAACUUAUGUACAUAACGUCUCGUGUAUCUUGAGACGCUCAACGCUCUUAGUACCUAUUGUUGUGUUACACCUGACGUAACGUCUAUAGCAUUUCAGUCAACUCAACUAUAUGAGAUAUUCUGAUCCAUUUUGUGAUUAUGAAAAUAUCGGUAUCAUUAUAAUUGUAUUCGCUAGACUCGGGUUAGACUAGUAAAAAGAGAACGAAUAUGGCUUUAUAAAAAUGCUCGAUGUUGUACGCUUGAACUACUGGUAAAUAAUAUAAUAUAUUUUCAACAAACAGCACUGCCCUGCUCGUGCGAUGUUAUGUACGGAAUUAUGCGAGCCGCCCCAAUUGUGUAAGCAAUAAACUGAUAUUAUUUUUAUGUAAAUAUGUUAAGUAUAGAAAUAUAACAAAAUAGCCCGAGUCGUUGUUGUGUAUA
Messenger RNA from Pectinophora gossypiella (pink bollworm), 4092 nucleotides. Its product is annotated as disintegrin and metalloproteinase domain-containing protein 10-like. The transcript is spliced from 17 exons. Gene Ontology annotation, molecular function: metalloendopeptidase activity. The record is from RefSeq and is a predicted model, not a curated record. Lineage: Eukaryota; Metazoa; Arthropoda; Insecta; Lepidoptera; Gelechiidae. Gene Ontology annotation, biological process: Notch signaling pathway; membrane protein ectodomain proteolysis. The coding region runs from base 448 to 3111 and encodes 887 amino acids. Gene Ontology annotation, cellular component: plasma membrane.